Nilaparvata lugens (brown planthopper) is the source of this 1209-nucleotide messenger RNA. RefSeq names its product putative defense protein. Bases 287 to 778 code for a protein of 163 amino acids. NCBI's taxonomy places the organism in Eukaryota, Metazoa, Arthropoda, Insecta, Hemiptera, Delphacidae. The record is from RefSeq and is a predicted model, not a curated record. Gene Ontology annotation, molecular function: oxidoreductase activity, acting on metal ions. The transcript is spliced from 5 exons.
GAUGUGUACCGUGAGUGUAAUUUGAAUUCCAAGGAUUUCUUGUUGUAUUCUGCUUUUACUAAUUGGGACAUAUAUAGGUACUAUUGAAGUGGCGCCUGUACCUUAGUCCAGCAUUAUUCGCAUCGCAUCACUCCCUCCACAUCAGCCGGCAAUCCUGCUCACCUCACAGCCAAUCAAAUCGCACCAGCUUCGGGUAAAAACCGGAGAAAUGAUUGCUAAGGCUCAGUGCUACACUACAGUGAUCACUGAACACAGCUUGCUGCAGUGACUAGAUACAAUAUACAAGAUGGCAGUGAAGUUGGUGCUUUUGGGAAGUGUAGUCUGCCUGUGCUUAGUGCAGAGGGUGAGCUCGUUCGCGACGGGCGCCCCUUCGGGUGCGUGCGAGGACCUCGUGCCACAACACGGCGUUGACGGCCAGAAGAGUGCGUCGCCCUACGUCAUCCAGCCGUCGCUCACAAAGGUGAAGCCGGGCGGCAAGACCGAAAUCGUCAUCUUCAGCCCCAAGAAGCAGUCGUUCAAGGGAUUCAUCCUGCAAGCCAGAGUCGGCGACAUUCCUUACGGCACUUUCGAGCCAUCCAACCAGUACUCGCUCUUGGACUGUACUCACGGAAAGAGGAACACCGCAACUCAUAAGAAUGCCGAUGAGAAAUACAAUGUAACACUGAUAUGGAAUGCGCCAGCCAAACUGAGGGAAAGUGUCAAAUUUACUGGAACAAUCGCUAAGAACGGUGGUGAGUUCUGGAUCGCACAGCAGUCAGUUCCAGUGCUAGUACAAUGAUGAGUUGACGUGCAAAUCGACGUUGAGGGAUGAGUCAGAUGACAUCAAAACAAACUUGAACCGGAGAGCUGGAGAAAUAAGGAAUCAUUCCGGAUUCAAAAUUCCAGAACAGAGUUCUGUGAGCAUACCACUUUCCAUUAAUUUGAAAAGGAUUCAGUUCUUCGUGAACUGAAAUAAAAAUAACUGUUCGACAACAGUUAAAAAUAUCUUUAAAACUAGCGAAGACGUAACUGAUUGAAGAUGAAACAUACUAUUCCAAUAAAGUUAUACUAUAGCACUUUUUUAAUGCAAUAAACGAACUUCCAACUUUAUUGAGUUAGGUUCCUCUUGUACAAAGCGUAUCUGUUAAUUUUACAUUUUUAUUAAGUCAGUAUUUCUGCUAACUCAGUAUUUUGUGACAAAUAAAAUAAUAGAUUUUAUUAACCACCAAA